UCAUUGCUGAAGUCCAGCUGUAACCCAAUCACUAUCAACUUCACCUCCAGCUUCAUCAUGUGAUUAUCUGUCUCGUUGUACCAAUGCGGCAAUGCUUCUGAAACCAAACAUAGCCCACUUAAAAACCUGCCCCCUUCUAUUUUUAAUUGGGUUUUUACUCUGCAAGAAUUUCCAUGGCUUCCUCACCAUCACCGGUCAAGCUUCUUAUUUUCGGUUUAAUGAUAUACAUUUCUUUGAGUCCAAAGGUUCAAGCUCAGGUUGAUGAGGCAAACUUGAAGCUUAUGACAGAGACGAUUGAAUGGCCGUUAUCAAUGCCUCAUGUGUACGAAGAGAGUUUGGAUGAGAAUGAAGAGGAAGAUAGUUUAGAGGAUGAUGAGGAAGGUGAGUUUGGUCGUAGAUCACUGUUCUGGCAUACAAUGAAGUACUACAUUUCGUAUGGAGCUCUAGCUGCUAAUCGAAUUCCAUGUCCGCCUCGCUCUGGAAGGUCUUACUACACUCACAACUGUUACAAGGCUCGAGGUCCGGCGCACCCUUACACUAGAGGUUGCUCUUCCAUCACUCGUUGCAGGAGAUGAGAAUUAAGAUCGAAUGUAUGUUCGAUUGUGUGUGUGUGUUUUAUAUUUAGUUUGUACUCAUAAGUACAUGUUUGUUUUACUUUCAAAUGUUGAAGAUUUGAUGAGUAAUACUUGGACGAGUUCUGGGUAUUAGUGCAGUUUGGAAAGUUUCAUGCUGUAUUAGGACGUGCUUAAACAACUUAUUCUAAACUAAGACUGGUUUUUGCUGAUUAAUUAAUGCGGUUCUUUACUUU
This is a messenger RNA of Pistacia vera, 808 nucleotides long. RefSeq names its product protein RALF-like 34. The coding region runs from base 174 to 575 and encodes 133 amino acids. The transcript has a single exon. The record is from RefSeq and is a predicted model, not a curated record. Lineage: Eukaryota; Viridiplantae; Streptophyta; Magnoliopsida; Sapindales; Anacardiaceae.